Molecule: messenger RNA, 936 nt
Organism: Penicillium antarcticum
Lineage: Eukaryota; Fungi; Ascomycota; Eurotiomycetes; Eurotiales; Aspergillaceae
Product: NAD(P)-dependent oxidoreductase
Exons: 4
Coding region: 1-936 (311 amino acids)
Molecular function (GO): oxidoreductase activity, acting on the CH-OH group of donors, NAD or NADP as acceptor; NADP binding; NAD binding
Source: RefSeq, a predicted model, not a curated record
AUGCCUCAAAUCGGCUGGUAUGGCCUCGGGUCCAUGGGCCUGGCAAUGGCCUCGAACCUCCAGAGGCACCUAGCAACCAAGAAAGCUCUGAGUCUACUCUACUCCAACCGGACAAUGUCGCGCGGAGCACCCCUGCAAUCACUGGGAGGAGUUCCAGAGAACAAUUUCUCGAAACUAGUCUCCAACUGUGGAAUCAUCUUCACCAUGAUCUCAAACGACUCAGUUCUACAAAGCCUGCUAUUCCAAGCAACAAGCUCAGGCAACUCCCUCAAAGGCAAGAUCUUCGUCGACUGCUCAACAGUGCACCCAGAAACAGUCAGCAAAGCUGUCACCGAACUGAAAGCCAAGAACGCCUCAUAUGUAGCAGCGCCUGUCUUCGGCGGAAACCCGAUUGCCGUCGACGGCAAGCUGGUCUUCGCAAUUGGCGGUCCUCAACAUGCAACAGAAGCUGUUAAGCCUUUGAUACAGGACGUGAUGGGUCGCCGGGUGAUUGAGUGCGGUGAAGACGCGACGAAGGCUUCCCUUCUGAAGAUUGCUGGUAAUAUUGUUACUGUUAAUAUGAUGGAGGCUGUUGGUGAGGCGCAGGUCUUUGCUGAGAAGACUGGGCUAGGCACUGGGCCUAUGGAGGAGCUUAUUGGGGAAGCGUUUGGGCCUGUUGCUGGGGGUUAUUCUAAGAGGUUGACUUCUGGUGCUUAUGCGCCGUCUUUGGAUUCCCGUCCUGGGUUUGGUGUCUCGCUUGCUAUUAAGGAUGCUAGGCAUGCCAUGGCCAUGGCUGAGGAGGGUGGUGUUCAGCUUCCGGGUCUUGAGCUUGCUCAUGCCAACAUGGAGGCUGCUAGGGAGUAUGGUGGCGAGUGUCUUGAUAGCAGUGCUAUGUAUGGUACAUUGCGCCAGAAGGCUGGGUUGGAGUUUUGGAAUGAAAAAAGCAGGAAAGAGUAG